This is a messenger RNA of Scleropages formosus (Asian bonytongue), 2328 nucleotides long. RefSeq names its product cytochrome P450, family 7, subfamily A, polypeptide 1b (gene cyp7a1b). NCBI's taxonomy places the organism in Eukaryota, Metazoa, Chordata, Actinopteri, Osteoglossiformes, Osteoglossidae. The coding region runs from base 79 to 1632 and encodes 517 amino acids. Gene Ontology annotation, biological process: cholesterol homeostasis; bile acid biosynthetic process. The transcript is spliced from 6 exons. The record is from RefSeq and is a predicted model, not a curated record. Gene Ontology annotation, molecular function: steroid hydroxylase activity; iron ion binding; heme binding.
CUCCAAGGGGGAGGAGCAGUGGAAACAUGCCACUUCAAUAUAGCUCGCGGAGAUGAUCAUGAGAAGUUAUCUUCUGCUAUGGCUGCCUUGAUCUUCUACGCUCCGUUUGUGGUGUUGUGCGCCCUGCUGCUUUGGCUCCUCUGCAGCGUCAGGAGAAGGCAACCUGGAGAACCUCCUCUGAUGAACGGCUGGAUCCCGUACCUUGGAGUCGCACUGGAAUACGGGAGAAACCCUUUAGAAUUCCUGCGGUCGAUGCAGAGAAAAUACGGAGAUAUUUUCACUUGUAAAAUAGCCGGGAGCUACUUUACAUUCGUGCUGGACCCCUUCUCGUACGGCGCCGUGUCCCGGCAGGGAAGGAACCUGGACUUCCAGAAGUUUGCCAUUGGAUUCUCCCACAAGGUGUUUGGCCAUGCAGACUUCAAUGACCCUGUGUACAGCUACAACAUUAAGGACAUCCACUCCAUCUUCAGGCAGACGCUCCAGGGACCAGUCCUGCAGCAGCUCAUCUCUACCAUGAUGGAGAACCUCCAGGCUGUCAUGAGGCGGGAUGAGGGGCAUGGCUGGACAACGGAAGGGCUGCAGGUCUUUGUUGAGCGCAUCAUGUUUGAGGCCGGGUAUCUUACGCUGUUUGGAAAGGAGGAGGAGGCAGAAGCCAUGGCUACUGGGGGUGCUACCCCCAGGUGGCUCUUCAUGCGUCAAGCUAUGGAGGACUUCCACGCAUUCGACAAGGCCUUUCCUGAGAUGGCAGCAGGGUUGCCUAUACACCUCUGUGGGAGAGCAUUUCGGGCCCGGGAAGCCCUGGCAGAAAAGCUCCACCACCGGCAUCUGAAGAGAAACAAGUGCUUGUCAGCUCUCAUUGAGCGAAGGAUGCACGCUUUCGACCAGAUGGAGCAGCUUGACGAGAAGGAGAAGGCCAGGACACAUGUCUCCAUGCUGUGGGCUUCCCAGGCCAACACUUUACCAGCAACCUUCUGGAGCCUGUAUUACAUACUGAGGUGCCCAGUGGCCUUGGAUGCUGCCCAGGCCGAAGUACGGAGAGUAUUGGGGGAGUCUGGCCACACCCCAGGCAACCUGGAAAAACCAGUGGUUCUUUCCAAAGAUCAACUGGCUGGCAUGUCUGUACUGGGAAGCAUAAUAGAGGAAGCUCUGCGUCUUUCCAGUGCAUCAAUAAUGAUACGUGUAGCCAGUGAGAACUUCACUCUGACCCUGGACACGGGGAAGACGGCCGCUAUUCGUAAAGGAGACCACAUUGCCAUGUUCCCGCAGAUGAUGCACAUGGACCCUGAGAUCUACGAGGAUCCAACAGAAUUCCAAUGCAGCAGGUUCUUGGAUGAAAACGGGCAGAAGAAGACAGACUUCUACAAAAACGGGCGAAAGCUGAGGCAGUUCCUGCUGCCGUUUGGGUCUGGGGUCAGCGAGUGCCCUGGUCGCUUCUUCGCCAUCAACGAGAUUAAACAGUUCCUUACACUUGCUCUUUGCCAUUACGACAUGGAGCUACACGACCUGGCAGCAGCCCCGCUCGAGACCGACUGCACCAGGGCUGGUCUCGGCAUCCUCCCACCUAAACAUGACGUCUCGCUCAGAUACAGAUUUAGAAACUGCGUCACGGUGAAGGAGAAAACAGUGCGUUAAUUGACGAGGCGCCUUUCUAAAUCGGAUCCCAGACCAAUUUUAGCUCUCCAUGCAAAGCCUACAGCUGGCUACUGAUUUUAUGUUUUUUUGUAAAUAAAUGUGCGUUCAGUGUUGUGCCUCAGUGGCCACUUUCUUAAUGUGAACUUCAGAAAAUUACGGGGAUUUUGGUUUCGAGUGCCAGCACUUUCGACGGUACGCAGUAUGUUUGCAAACAUGGACUUUAGAUGGAGCGGAAAAGCUGCCUUGUUUGCAUGUGUGCUUAUGUCGCAACACUUGACGUGUAGGGGAAUGUCCAGAGCUGUACACUUGCUUUGGGGGGCGGUGUACAAUGAUGUGUGUUUUGAGCAAUUUAGAUGGAAACUGUGCAUCUAAAAAUAAUUCCUUCAUUGCUGUGGUAAAAUGAAAUAAUUUAGCACAUGUAAAGAAAUCAGAUCAAGGUAUGUUACAGCUGAACAAACUGUGCUUGUCAUUACAUAUUGAUCUUGGUAUUAAGCUGUAAACAAGUUUGAUCAUAAUUUCUAAAACAGAGGAUGUUCUGUGUUAACUCUUGUGCUCUAUGCUGAAAUUAUGCUACCUUAUCAGUAUUGUAUUUUAUGCAAUUAUUCAUACUUUCCACAUCUCUGGUCAUAAUGUGUUUAAUGUAAAGUAGCUGUUUUGAAGUAAAAUUUUGAUCACCAAACGCAUGACAGUCCUGUC